Molecule: messenger RNA, 2087 nt
Organism: Candoia aspera
Lineage: Eukaryota; Metazoa; Chordata; Lepidosauria; Squamata; Candoiidae
Gene: CASQ1
Product: calsequestrin 1
Exons: 11
Coding region: 299-1474 (391 amino acids)
Biological process (GO): regulation of skeletal muscle contraction by regulation of release of sequestered calcium ion
Cellular component (GO): Z disc; sarcoplasmic reticulum lumen
Molecular function (GO): calcium ion binding
Source: RefSeq, a predicted model, not a curated record
CUGGCCCCAGCGCCCUCCCCCGCCCGAGGGUCUUUUAUGCGCUGCCUGGAGCUUUGCUCCUCCGCCUUUGGAACUCCGUGCCCUCCCGUGUGCUUGUCACCCUCCUCGGCCAGCUCCUGGGCACCUGCCUGUGUCAGCAAAGAGCCAGCAAGUCUACCCAGUGCCCGGUCCCACCUGCCACCUUGAAGGGAGCCGGCGAGCGGCCUGAAGAGGCUCAGGAGGAAGUACAGGGCAGCUGUCUCCCCAGGCCAGCGUGCCUCGACUUCAGGAAGGACCCCCAGAGCGCCUUCACCGCAGGAUGAAGUGGCUUGGCCUGAUCUUGGCCACCCUGCUGCUGGCCUCGGCCAGCCCCGGGGCCCGGGGCGAGGACGGGCUGGAUUUCCCCGAAUAUGAUGGCAUCGACCGGGUCAUUGACGUCAACCUCAAGAACUACAAGGCCGUCUUGAAGAAGUUUGACAUCCUGGCUCUGCUCUACCAUGAGCCAGUGGGUGAUGACAAGGCUUCGCAGAGGCAGUUCGAGCUGGAGGAGCUGAUUCUGGAGUUAGCAGCCCAAGUCCUGGAAGGAAAAGGGAUCGGAUUUGGCCUUGUGGACUCAGAGAAAGAUGCUGCUGUGGCCAAAAAACUAGGGCUGGUGGAGGAAGACAGCGUGUAUGUGUUUAAGGAAGAUGAGGUCAUUGAAUACGAUGGGGAAUUUUCAGCUGACACCUUGGUGGAGUUUCUCCUUGACGUCCUGGAGGACCCUGUGGAGUUUAUUGAUGGAGAACAUGAGCUCGAAGCCUUUGAAAAUAUUGAGGAUGAGCCCAAACUCAUUGGAUACUUCAAGAAUGAGGACUCUGAGCAUUUCAAGGCCUUUGUAGAUGCUGCUGAAGAAUUCCAUCCCUACAUCCCUUUCUUUGCAACUUUUGACAGCAAGGUUGCAAAAAAGCUCUCUCUGAAGCUGAACGAAAUUGACUACUACGAGCCAUUUAUGGAGAAGCCAGUCACUAUCCCAGACAAGCCGAACAGCGAGGAAGAAAUUGUCCAGUUCAUGGAAGAGCACAAGAGGCCAACUCUGAGAAAGCUUCACCCAGACAGCAUGUAUGAAACUUGGGAGGACGAUAUCGAUGGCAUUCACAUUGUCGCUUUUGCAGAGGAGGACGAUCCUGAUGGCUACGAGUUCCUAGAGAUCCUGAAAGACGUUGCCCAAGACAACACAGACAACCCAGACCUCAGCAUCAUCUGGAUCGAUCCCGAGGAAUUCCCACUGCUGAUCCCGUACUGGGAGAAAACCUUCGACAUUGACUUGUCCCGGCCUCAGAUCGGUGUGGUCAACGUCACGGAUGCUGACAGUGUGUGGCUGGACAUGGACGAUGAGGAAGACCUUCCUUCUGCAGAGGAGUUGGAAGACUGGAUUGAGGAUGUGCUGGAAGGAGAAAUUAAUACUGAAGAUGACGAUGACGAUGACGACGACGAUGACGACGAUGACGAUGACUAAUGGCUGGCCCUUCCCAUUAUUCGUGCAAGGCGGGCCCUGCCUGGGAGGCUCCACCCACAUCCCAUCUUGUCCUAGAGCAUCACAUGGCUGACCACAACAGCAGCCCAUUCAGCCUGCACGAAAAUGCCAUGGGCCACCAGACCCUGGCGAGAAAAUAUUUUUAUAUUGAUCUUAUUUACGUCCAAGGCCCUCACCACAGCCUGACCAUUUCCCCCUCCAUGCAUACCCCCUCUGGGAACUUCAGUCUGCCCUUGACAAGUGCAAGGGGAGAGCUGGAUUUCUCCAAAUUUUCUCCAAAGGUCUUCUCCUUCUGCCCUCCAGUUCAAUUCACCAGAUGCUAGGUGGACUCCCUUCGUGAGAAUGCCACCUUUUCUGGGAGGGCUCCAACACCAGUUGAGUCCUUUCCAGCCUGCAGAAAGGGCUGCUGUGUUGUAGCCUCCUGUAGGUGGUGGAUUUCCCCCUAGCAUCACCAAAGGUAUGAUUAGCCCCACUUGAGGGCUAGAUGAAUUUCCCAUCAUGCACCUCAACCCUGAGUCUUGGUCCUUCCCAUCCACUCUUGUGUUUCUGCUUCGGAUCGCUUUGUGGGUUCUUAACUGGCAAGGCCGCUCUAAUC